CGGACUGAACGUUUUUGGGAUAGGACAAACGGUGAUGAUUGUGUACCCAAAUAUCCAGCAGUAUUUCAAAGUGUCCCGUUUCAUUGUAAAAGCGGACAGGUGGAAGAACACGCGUGAUUGAGUGAGUGACACAGUCCGCGGUGAUUGUGACUCCAGGCCUUGCGCACACAGUUUUCAUCUUGCUGCUGUCGUCUUAAAUAAUGGAAGAGCCCCAUGUUCACUGCAUUUCCUGCAUAAGCAGACGAUGCAUGGUUAAGCCUGAACCCGGCACUUCCUGUGACCUCCUAACCUGCCCACUUGUAUGUGGUGCUGUCUUCCAUGGCUGCAAGGCAGUCGAACACAAGCUGCUGUGCCCACUCGAAAGGGUGCCAUGUCUUAACCACAGCAUAGGAUGCCCUUUUACUCUGGCCCGUGGCCAGAUGGCAGACCACCUUGAGGUGUGUCCAGCAGGUGUGGUGUGCUGCACUAUGGAGUGGAACAGGUGGCCAGUGAACGACGAGGAUUAUCGUUCGUAUGAGCGACUGAGUCAGGAAGCAAAUGAAGUGGAGCAGCUUGACAUGGCACUUGCCCUUCAAGACCAGCGCACCAUGUUGGCGUCACUCAAGCUUGUCUCUCUGGCGCCCACUAAUUGCCCAGAGAAAAAGACUCAGGUACCAGGACAAAGUGAAAAGCUUGGUGUAGUUGCAGCUGCUCAGGCUCCACAUGUGCCCAUGGAGACGGUUGAGAUGGAGCCUAGUACAGCAGGCUGCUCAAAGGACAAGAUUACCAAUGGAAUUAAUGGCCUGAAUGAAGAACAUUAUGGUGAGCUCUACCAAACCACUGUAGAGACAACCAAAAGCCUGUCUGCAGCUCUCAACAUCCUGAUCCACCUCAAUUCUUCAGAUACCGACUGUACGACCACUGACGCAUCAGCUAUGCAUCUAGAAUGCAAUGGGGAACUGCAUGAAUCCGUAAUGAUGAGGCAAGACACCGGGUUCGACUGUGAUAAAAUAGCCAAUGGAGUAAGUGGCUUAAAGGAGGAGUUACAGCCUCAACAGCACCAAACCCUGAUGGAGCUUGGCAGGAGCUUGGCCUCUGCCCUUGGUGCACUAGAAGAUGCUGUUAAGGGCACUGAGCCAAUUAGUGUCUCCAUAGUUAAGGAGAAUGGUAAGCUCAACCAGUUAGAAACUUUGGAGUCAGCAGAUGUUGAUAUGAAGGAAAUUACUUCUGAGGUUGAGGGCGAGCUUGGGGCUGUGGGGGGUAUUGAUGGAGAAACACCUUCACAUUUUCUUUCAGAAGGUUGUUGUAAAGACCUUAAUGAUGAGGCAGUAGGUGAGUGUUGUCCAGUCAUGUUAGUGGACAUAGAGAGGCAAGAUUUCUGUAAUGGCUCACAUAGUAUUUUAGAUUGUAAAGAUGAGGCACACCAUCACAUUAUGGAAGCCACCCCAGAAAACCAUCAAUGUUCAGAGUCCAGAGGUUCUUGGGAACUUGUUGGUCCUUUAAUUCCCCAUAGACCAGAGGUCAUAUAUGACCAUCACCCCUCCUUGAUCCAGGAGACACAAGCACCAUUGCUGCAGCCACCCAUACAUGCUCAGGCUCUGACUGUCCAGAGAGACAGUGCGCUACCUGUAAUGGCAUUAGACUUUGAAGAUAGGGCUUUUGAGAGGAAACUCCAGAACCUUCAGUUGCUGCGAAAUUUUAUGCCACUUACACUUAAUGGACGGAAGGGGUCAUUUACUGAUGGCUUCCUCCAUAGACAUUCACAUAUCAAAAUGGAGGACAAAGCUGUGGACACAUCAGAUUUAGAACAGGAGCCGCAGGAUGACCCCAUGGGUCUUGGCGAAAUUGACUUUACGGCUGCAGCUCUUCUCUUCUGCUUGGAGGAGUCACCACGAGCUCGGAGGAUAUCUGACACAGUCUAUGCAUUUGGUGGGACACGCGUUGACUUCGGCACCCAAACCUUUAGUUUCCCUGCUGCCAUCUUGGCAACAAGUACGAUGGUUGGAGAGGUUGCGUCAGCCUCUGCUUGCGAUCGAGCUGCGCCCCGCCUUUCGCAACCAAGUCCGUUCUGUACUCUGCGGCUUGAUCUGACACUGGAGCAGCUCGUGCCUCGUCCAAGCUGGGCUCCACGAGAGGGCUCCAUGUUUACCUUUGAGUGUGGUCAGCUUUUCCGCCGAGAGGAGUUCCUUUCACAUUUCCGAAAUGUUCAUGGAGAUAUCCAUUCUGGACUCAAUGGCUGGAUGGAACAUCGUUGCCCCUUAGCGUAUUAUGGCUGCACGUUCUCUCAGCGAAGAUUCUGCCCAUCCAAUCAAGGUUCAAAGGUUGUUCAUGACCGCCACCUCAGGUCAUUUGGGGUUCAGCCUUUGUCAGAACCAGUGACAGAACCUAAGUGUGAUCACCUGAGUGGAUUGCCUUUCGAAGUACUUCAGCAUAUAGCACGGUUUGUGGAUGGCUUUGGCUUGUGCCAGCUGUCAAUGGUGUCUCGUACAAUGAGGGAUGUCUGUGCCAGUCUGCUGCAGACCCGUGGCAUGGUGGUGGUGCAAUGGGAGAAAAAGCAAUAUUCAGAUGGAAGACGUAGCUGGCAGAUAAAAGAUAAGGUUUGGCGUUUUAGUACAGCCUUUAGCCCAGUUAACAGGUGGGAGUUUGCAGACACCUCUAGCAUGGCAGACCACCUGAAAUGUUGCCCAUACAAUGAAGUUCUCCGACAGGUGGAGGCAGUUCCGUUGCCCUGCAUGUGCACUACAAGAGAGUUAACGCGAGACGGCAGAUCACUACGAUCUGUUCUUAAACCAGUAUCAUAACAAAAUGGAAAUAUAUUUUUUACAACAUAACUAAAACACUACAAUAUCUAACCUCUUCAAUCUACCGUAAACUAUCACUGUGUAAAUAAAAAAGGAAACAAAAUAUAUUUUGAUUAUUUUUUUAUAAAUGUAUCAAAUAUUAGUUUGGGGUGUGUGUAAAUAUGCGUGUGAGUAAGUGAGAUCUAAUGUUUCAUCCACUAAAAAUCUUCUACUUCCACUAACACACCCAGGCCUUCGUAUCAAGAACAAGGAGAGGACUGGUUUAAGGAAGGGUAAACUAUAGUGUAACAAGGCUUAAUUCAGUGGGAUUAAAUGAGCCUCAAUCUGUCGAAUAGCACUUGAUUUAUUUGCCUUGACACAGGUAAUCUCUGUAACCAUUUAAGGUUUAGCAGAUAAUGUCUGCUGAUAUUAAAAUGUGCACGGUUUGGUUGAAGAAACUGAUCUUUUGGAGUAAAUUGUCUUUGGAUCAGUAUUUCUCCAGUUCAUAGGGAUCUACAUUGCAAACAGGUUUGCCUCACCAUGGUCUUGGAGCAGCUGUCAUGCUUUGGAAUCCAAUUGGAAUUCAAGGUCUCCAUUUUACAAUCCAUGGGCUUGUAUUUAAAAAGAGUAAGCAAGCUGCUCUGGUGUAUGAUUCUAUUACAUUGUAAAUGGAAAAGCAACAUUACGCUUUGGCAACCUACAGUAGAUCAGCACUCUUAUUAAAAACACAAUGUAAGAUCUUUUAUCAACUGUAAUCUCAAUCAGUAUUAAAUUUGCCAGUUCUAAAGACAUCUGGAAAUGGCACCAUUUGCCUUCUGAACAGCACAGGACACUUUGGUUCAGUCUCAAAAACUAUUUAACAAAAUAUCAGCAUGCCAGGUUAGCAUGCCUUUCAUAUCUUGAUAUUUACAGUCUAUACUUGCACUUUACUGAAAUUUUCCUCUGAACUCUACUGUGCGUCCUGUUGAUUAAGAUUCAGGGAAAGUUUGGGUAACACUACAUUUGAAUAGCACAAAAAACUCCAUAACACAGACAAUAUUUGAUGUAAGACAGUAUCACCUGUCUGCAUUAGGUUUACGUUUGUUAACCAAUGAGUGGAAUUGCCAUGGAUGGGUUUAGUUUUUAGCAUGCUCUUUAUUGGGUUUAUGAAAAGCUUUGCACCAUUAUGUGUUAUGGAGCUGUUUUAGGCUUCUCAACUUGCGUGUCACCCAAGGUUGUGUGUUCAUGUCUAUGUAAUCAAAAUUAUUUUUUAUUUUUUUGGUAAUGUACCCCACACAUUGUGUUACUGAAUCUGUGCUAUAUGAAGUCUGUUUUCUGAUUUUUAGGUUGAAUAUUGAGGAUCUAAGCAAAAAAGAAAUUGACAGUACAGAACUGUUGGUUGGAGAUGC
This is a messenger RNA of Xyrauchen texanus (razorback sucker), 4147 nucleotides long. Its product is annotated as F-box only protein 30-like. The record is from RefSeq and is a predicted model, not a curated record. Bases 201 to 2780 code for a protein of 859 amino acids. NCBI's taxonomy places the organism in Eukaryota, Metazoa, Chordata, Actinopteri, Cypriniformes, Catostomidae. The transcript has 3 exons. Gene Ontology annotation, molecular function: ubiquitin protein ligase activity; zinc ion binding; protein binding.